This is a messenger RNA of Macadamia integrifolia, 4586 nucleotides long. Its product is annotated as ABC transporter C family member 3-like. Lineage: Eukaryota; Viridiplantae; Streptophyta; Magnoliopsida; Proteales; Proteaceae. Gene Ontology annotation, cellular component: plant-type vacuole; vacuolar membrane. Gene Ontology annotation, molecular function: ATP binding; ABC-type transporter activity; ATP hydrolysis activity. The transcript has 10 exons. The record is from RefSeq and is a predicted model, not a curated record. Gene Ontology annotation, biological process: transmembrane transport. The coding region runs from base 1 to 4260 and encodes 1419 amino acids.
AUGGCUCUGUCUCUUUGUGGUAUUCUCCUUUGUGUGUUAAGCUUCCUCUCUGGGUAUAGACAUGGAUGGUCUGAUCUAAAGAUUGUUGCCCAAUUGGAUUUUACAUUUAGAUCAUUUGCCUGGUUUUUUAUUUCUGUUUACUUACAAAUCCAGUUUUCUCAUUCAAAUGAGCGUAAAUUCCCCAUUAUACUAAGGAUUUGGUGGGCCUUCUACUUCCUAAUGUCUUGUUCCUAUCUUAUUAUACAUCUUGGUUUCUAUUGGAAACAUUUUUCCUUACCAAUCUUGCUGGGGGUUUCCGAUGCUGUAUCCAUUAUUGCUAGUUCAUCCAUAUGUUAUGUUGAGAUGCUUGGUAAAGGGCAAGAAGAUGAAGAUUUCCAUCUUUUGGAGUCUCUUUUGAAAAGUAGUUCCAAUCGAAACAAUAGCGAUGAUAGACAAGAGUCUAGUGUAAAUUCUUAUGCAAAUGCGAAUCUUCUUAGUAUUGUUACUUUUGCUUGGAUGGGUCCUUUGGUUGCACUUGGAUAUAAAAAAACAUUGGAUCUUGAAGAUAUUCCUCAACUUGCCAGUUAUGAUAGUGCCAAUGUGGUCUUUUCUUGUUUAAGAAAUAAAAUCGAAUCUGAUGGUAAUAGUUGUGGUAAUGGUGGUCAGGUAAGCACACUCAAAUUGGUGAAAGCAUUGAUUUUUCUAACUUGGAAAGAAAUUCUAUGGACGGGUCUACUAUCUGUUAUAUGCACAUUGGCUUCUUAUGUUGGACCAUACCUUAUUGUCGUCUUUUUUCAAUAUCUGAAUAGCUCUCACCAAGUAAAAUUUGAAGGCUAUAUGCUAGUGUUUAUUUUCUUUUUUUCAAAGCUCAUAAAGUGCCUCUCAGAUAGGCAUUUGUUCUUCCAAUUGCGAAGGAUGGGAAAUAGGGUCCGCGCUGCCUUGUAUUCAAUCAUCUAUAAGAAGAAUCUUAGGCUUUCAAGCCAAUCAAAGCAGGGCCACACUAGUGGGGAAAACGUUAAUUUGAUGACUGUUGAUGUUGAGAGGACUGGAUUUUUCAGUUGGUACUUGCAUGAUAUAUGGAGGGUGCCUCUUCAGCUUGUUUUAGCUUUGUAUAACUUAUACAAGAGGCUUGGUCUUGCUUCACUUGUAGCUUUUGUUGCCACAAUAAUUUUGAUGUUAGCAAAUGUUCCAUUGGGAAAACUACAGGAGAAUCUUCAGGGGGAAUUGAUGGAUUCAAAAGAUCGAAGGAUGAAAGUGACAACAGAGGCUCUGAGGAAUAUGAGGAUUCUCAAGCUUCAGGGUUGGGAGAUGAAAUUCUUGACUAAGAUUAUUGAUCUUAGGAACUUUGAAACAAAAUGGUUAAAGAAGUUACUUUAUACAUCAGCUAUGACUGCCUUUGUAUACUCAUCUACUCCCUUAUUUGUAUCUAUUGUUACUUUUGGGUUUUGUGUGCAUAUGGGAAUUCAGUUGGACUCGGGAAAAAUUCUAUCUGCACUUGCAACAUUUGAAAUGUUGCAAGCACCUAUUUAUAAUCUCCCAGACACAAUUGCAAUGGUAGUUCAGAUUAAAAUCUCUCUUGACAGGAUAACCUCAUUCCUCUGUCUUGAUGAUCUCCAUCAAAAUAUAGUACAUGAGCUUCCAAAAGAUAAUACGGAAGUUGUUGUUGAGAUACUCAAUGGGAAUUUUUCUUGGGACCUUCAGUCCCCUAAUCUCACAUUAAAAGAUCUUAAUUUUCAAGUGAAACAUGGUAUGAAAGUGGCUGUUUGUGGUUCUGUUGGGUCAGGCAAGUCAAGCCUACUUUCAUGCAUAUUGGGGGAAGUACCAAAGGUAUCUGGAGCUAUUAAGUUGAAGGGGAAGAAGGCCUAUGCUGCACAAUCACCUUGGAUACAGAGCGGCAAGAUAGUAGACAAUAUAUUAUUUGGUAAGGAAAUGGAUAAGGAAAGGUAUGAGAUGAUCAUUGAAGCAUGUUCAUUGAAGAAGGACCUAGAAUUAUUUACCUUUGGAGAUCAAACCAUCAUAGGGGAAAGGGGGAUCAACUUGAGUGGUGGGCAAAAGCAAAGAAUACAGAUUGCACGUGCUUUGUACCAUGAUGCUGAUAUUUAUCUACUUGAUGAUGCUUUUAGCGCCGUGGAUGCUCACACAGGAACUCAUCUAUUUAAGGAAUGUCUGUUGGGAGUUUUGGGUUCAAAAACAGUAAUUUAUGUUACCCACCAAGUAGAGUUUUUUCCUUCUGCCGAUCUUAUUCUGGUGAUGAAAGAUGGAAAGAUUACUCAAGCAGGAAAGUAUGAAGAAAUUCUUAGUUCAGGAACUGAUUUUAUGGAGUUAGUGGGUCCACAUAAGAAAUCUUUGGAAAAACUUAAUUCUGUGGAACAUGAGGCUGCUUUAGAUAAUUUAAUUAAUGACAAGGAUGAUGAUGAUAUGUUAUGUGAUAAGUUUAUUCAAGAUGAUAAAGUAAUGGAAUCAAAAAGUUAUGAAACUAAAAUGCCUAAUGGGCCAGAAGGGCAACUUGUCCAAGAAGAAAAGAGAGAAAAGGGUGGAGUUAGUCCUUCAGUCUAUUGGAAAUAUGUUACAGCUGUAUAUAAAGGGUCUUUUGUGCCAUUGAUAUUGCUAGCACAAAUUUUUUUUGAGAUUCUCUUAAUAGUUAGUAGUUACUGGAUGGUUUUGGCUAAUCCUGAUUCAGAGAAUGUAAGACUUCAUGUUACAGGAUUUACUUUCAUUUUUACCUAUAUUGCUUUAACCAUUGGAGGCUCUCUUUGUACACUUAUAAGGUCCAUGCUCAUUGUAACUGUUGGAUAUAAGACAGCCACUUUGCUCUUCAACAAAAUGCAUUUGUGCAUUUUUCGUGCUCCCCAAUCAUUUUUUGAUUCUACUCCGAGUGGAAGGAUUCUCAACCGGGCAUCCGUAGAUCAAAGUGCAGUUGAUACCUCUAUUCCACAUAAAUUUCAAGAACUUCUUAUCUCAAUCACAACAUUUUUGGGAACUAUCGCAGUAAUGUCACAAGUUGCAUGGAAAAUGUUGAUAGUUUUUAUUCCGAUGACUGUGGCGUGCAUUUGGUACCAGCAAUACUACAUAUCUGCAGCACGAGAACUAUCACGAUUGUAUGGAGUAUGCCAAGCUCCAAUUAUACAACACUUUACUGAAUCUAGUUUAGGUUCAACCACAAUCAGAUGCUUUGAUCAAGAAGAGAGGUUCAUGGACACAAACCUCAAGUUAGUGGAUGAGUAUUUCCGGCCUAGGUUUUAUUUCUCUGGUGCAGUAGAGUGGUUAUGCUUUCGCAUGGAUAUGUUGGCAUCCAUCACAUAUGCCAUCUUUUUGGUUUUUCUGAUCUUAGUGCCGAAGGGAGUACUCGCUCCUGGUGUUAUGGGUUUAGCAGUCACAUAUGGGCUUAGUUUCAGUAUGCAUGGGGUCAUAUGGGAUCUUUGCGGUCUUGAGAACAAAAUCAUAUCUAUUGAGAGAAUAUUGCAGUAUGCCUGCAUCCCUAAUGAACCCCCUUUGUUUGUAAAAGAAAAUAAGCCAAGUCAUGAAUGGCCAUCACAAGGAAAAAUUGAUAUUGUUGAUCUACAGGUCCGGUAUGGCCCACAUCUUCCUCUCGUCUUGCAAGGUCUUACAUGCACUUUCCCUGAAGGGAGUAAGAUUGGUAUUGUUGGGCGAACAGGAAGUGGUAAAUCAACUCUCGUACAAACUCUCUUCCACAUGCUUGAGCCUGCAGCUGGUCAAAUUUGGAUAGAUGGUAUCAACAUCUUCAAUAUUGGCCUUCAUGAUUUGAGGUCAAGAUUGAGCAUCAUCCCGCAAGACCCAGUAAUGUUUGAGGGGACUCUAAGAAGUAACCUUGACCCGCUUGAAGAUUACACUGAUGAACAGAUAUGGGAGGCUUUAGAUAGAUGUCAACUUGGUGAUGAAGUUAGAAAGAAGGAAGGGAAGCUUGAUUCUUCAGUUACUGAGAAUGGAGAGAAUUGGAGCAUGGGUCAAAGACAACUAGUCUGUUUAGGACGGGUGUUACUCAAGAAGAGUAAAGUUUUAGUACUUGAUGAAGCUACUGCAUCAAUGGAUAUUGCUGCUGAUUAUCUAAUUCAGCAAACCCUUAGGCAACACUUCUCAGGGUCUACUGUCAUCACAAUAGCACAUAGGAUAACAUCAAUUCUCGAUAUCGAUAAGGUCCUCCUCCUCGAUAAUGGCCAUAUAUUAGAGUAUGAUUCCCCAGCAGAAUUGCUAAAGAUCAAGUCCUCAUCAUUUGCGAAGCUUGUUAAAGAGUAUACUCGAAGAUGUAGCUCUAAUUUUUGAAAGGCUAAACUGUAUGUUUUGAAUGAUCAGGUGUAAAUAGGUUGCAUUAGACUAAGGUGCAUUGACUUUUUGAACAUUUACACAAAUUUGUUGGGAGAAGAUGGUGGAGUAUAUAUUGAAAAUUCCUGUAAUCAUUUGGGUGGGCGUUAGCAUUCAGUUAAAGUAUUAGAAGUUCAGGAUACGAUGAGAGGGGAAAUCUAUUUUCUUCAUGCAUGCCUAUAAACCUUAUGAAAAGAUGUAUCAUAUCUUUAAGUGGCCAGAACAAUACUGUAUUGAUAUGAUACCAAAAGAAUGUAUCCGGUUGAUACGUGACCCUAUAUGGUUGA